CGGAAUCUGUGUCGGAGUGAACAAAAUCUAUAAACAAAUAUAUCAAUAACUUGUCAUGACAUGGUACAGAUCGUUGUGAAAUUGGUAGAUGAACCAUUGGAAUGGACGAUUAUUGAGUUGCAAGGCAAUUUGGAAAGUGAGUUAAAUGAUUUGGCUGGACUUCACAUUGGUGAUCUGCAUUUUGAUGAAAGGGGAAAUCCAAGCUUAAUUGUCGGCCAUCAUGUUCUUACUGGAAAAAUAGCACCACUAGAUAAACCAUUUGCUGUGAUGAAGAAGAAACAAAGUUAUGCCGAAUGUGAAAGCGAAAUGAUGGAUAUUGAUUCGCCACAAGAAACGUCUUACGAUGUUGUGGCUUUUGUGAAGCAGAAAAUUAUUUUUAAAAACCGACCAAGACCAAUUAUUGUGAAAAGUCAACCGAUUAAGGUGUAAACUUUUUAGGGAGGAAUCUGUGUAUUGUAACAAAAUGUAAAAAGAAAUAAAAACAACUCCUGUUAAUGAUUGGUA
This is a messenger RNA of Hydractinia symbiolongicarpus, 504 nucleotides long. RefSeq names its product chromosome transmission fidelity protein 8 homolog. The record is from RefSeq and is a predicted model, not a curated record. Gene Ontology annotation, biological process: mitotic sister chromatid cohesion. Lineage: Eukaryota; Metazoa; Cnidaria; Hydrozoa; Anthoathecata; Hydractiniidae. The transcript is spliced from 4 exons. Gene Ontology annotation, cellular component: Ctf18 RFC-like complex. Bases 61 to 429 code for a protein of 122 amino acids.